This is a messenger RNA of Pezoporus flaviventris, 2380 nucleotides long. RefSeq names its product F-box and WD repeat domain containing 5 (gene FBXW5). Gene Ontology annotation, molecular function: protein binding. The record is from RefSeq and is a predicted model, not a curated record. Gene Ontology annotation, biological process: protein ubiquitination. Bases 16 to 1782 code for a protein of 588 amino acids. The transcript is spliced from 8 exons. Gene Ontology annotation, cellular component: SCF ubiquitin ligase complex; Cul4-RING E3 ubiquitin ligase complex. NCBI's taxonomy places the organism in Eukaryota, Metazoa, Chordata, Aves, Psittaciformes, Psittacidae.
AGGCAGAAUGCCACGAUGGAGGCGGGCGGCGGCCCUCUCCUCCCCGACAGCGUCCUCUACGAGAUCUUCCUCUACCUGGACCACGUAGACGUGCUCUCGGUGGGGCUGGUCUGCCAGCAGUGGCACGCCGUGGCCCGUGACGAGUUCCUGUGGAAGGAGCUCUUCUACCGCUACUACCGCAUCUCCCGGGAGGUGCCCCGGCACCCAGCUGCUGUCUCCUGGUAUGAUGAGUUCCAGAGGCUCUAUGAUACCAUCCCCUGUGUGGAAGUGCAGGCCCUGAAGGAGCACAGUGACCAGGUUUUGCACCUCAGCUUUUCCCAUUCUGGCUGUUUGUUUGCAUCAUGCUCCAAAGACUGCACAGUCAAGAUCUGGAGCAAUGAGCUGGACAUCUCCCUGCAGCACAGCUCCAACAUGAGGCCAUACAACUGGAGCUACACACAGUUCUCCCAGUUCAAUUCUGAUGACUCGCUCCUCCUGGUGUCCGGUGUCUUUGUGGGGCCUCACAACUCCUCCUCAGGAGAGAUUGCUGUAAUCAGCAUGGAGAACUUCACGCUGCUUUCCAGGGUGAGGAAUAAGCCCUACGAUGUGUUUGGCUGCUGGUUGAAUGAAACCAACUUGAUAUCUGGCAAUCUGCACCGGAUUGGGCGUAUAACCUCCUGCUCUGUGCUGUGGCUGAACAACGCUUUCCAGGGGAUAGAAUCCGAGAAUGUGAAUGUAGUGAAGAGACUGUUCAAAAUCCAGAACCUGAACGCCAGCACUAUCCGGACGGUGAUGGUGGCCGACUGCAGCCGCUACGAUUCGCCAGACCUGCUCCUGGACUACGAGGAGCAGCUCGCUGCCUCCACCUCCACCUGCCCCGUCUUUGAUCUCGGCAGUGACAGUGAGGAAGAGGAGGCCAAGCCCAAGCAGGCUCCGGAGCCAGCAGUACAGGAAUUGCUGGAUGACGUGGGUGUGCCAGCAGAGGAUGGGCUGCAGCAGCUCUUUGAUGAUAUCAUGGAGGGCCGGGUGAGGCCUGCCAUGACCGACACUGAGCUCGAGACAAAGGUGGCUGAGCUGUUCGUACGCAACAGAACUAAACCCCCUGAGCUGAACCUGCUCUCCACAGACAGCAACAGCAAGACAAAGUACUUAAUCUUCACCACAGGAUGCCUCACCUACUCCCCACACCAGAUAGGGAUUAAAAGGAUCCUGCCCCACCAGAUGACGACUGCUGGGCCUGUGCUCGGGGAGGAGAGGCGCUCAGAUGAGUUCUUUGACUCACUGGAUCACGUCAUCGACAUCCAUGGGCACAUCAUUGGCAUGGGUCUCUCUCCUGAUCACAGGUACCUGUAUGUGAACAGCCGAGCCUGGCCCCGCGACUGCGUCAUCUCUGACCCCAUGCAGCCUCCCCCCAUCGCUGAGGAGAUUGACCUGCACGUGUUCGACCUGAAGACCAUGAAGGAGGUGAAGAGAGCGCUGCGGGCACACCGGGCCUACACGCCCAAUGAGGAGUGCUUCUUCAUCUUCCUGGAUGUCAGCAGGGACUUCGUAGCAAGCGGGGCAGAGGAUCGCCACGGCUACAUCUGGGACCGGCACUACAACAUCUGCCUGGCCAAGCUGCAGCACGACAACGUGGUCAACUCGGUGGCGUUCAGCCCGGUGGAGCAGGAGCUGCUCCUCACCGCCAGCGAUGACACCACCAUCAAGGUGUGGCGCUCGCCCCGCGCCGUGCGCAGCCGGCAGGCCCGGAGGCCCCGGCCCAGGAAGCUGCUCUUCUCCUGGCUUUUGAACCAGAAAAGCUGAACCUGGGUCCCCCUGCGCCUGCAGCUUCUCACUGAAGCCACCUCCUCUGGAGCCUGCAGAGCCCAAGGCCCUGCGCAAGAGACGAGCUCUGGGCACUGAAUCCCAUCCACUGAGUCAGGAGGGGCUCCGGUAGUGGGAAUUGCUUCCUCCAUGGAGCACCUGCUCCAGAGACAGAAUGUAAGAGCCAAGGGCCUGCUCCUGUACACCACAGGCACAGCCUGAGCUGGUCACUGCUGGGUGGGCCCCCCACAGCUUCUCACAAACGCUGCUAUUUGGUCACAGCUCGCUCUGGGUGAGCUCUGGUCUCCAAGAACAGACUGAGGUGCGUCCCCAGCGCUGGUACUGCUGAGCCUGGGACGGGGCUGACCUUGUGAGAGCUGCCCCUGCAGAGCACUUGGCAGAGCCCAGCGCAGCGCUGCUCCACUGCAGGACUCUGUUAACAUAGUUUUGUUCAUGGUUUUGUCCCAGAUCCCUGCAGGCAGUUGGGCUGGCUGCUGGGCAAGGCCAGCACCUGCUGCCUGAGGGCUUCUUUGCCCUGGAGAGCAGCAGGGCUGGGGGGCAGCCAGGUCCAGUUGAUGCCUUCUGUUGGCAACAGUGU